AUGGCUGCCAUUGAUGAUUCUAACCCCUUCACUCUUCAUUCUUUCGACCAUCCUGGCAUUGCCUUAGUUUCUCAUCCUCUUACCGGUGACAACUACAAUUCUUGGAAGAAAGCAAUGCGCAUGGCUCUUCAUGGGAAGAACAAAUAUGGGUUUGUCGAUGGUUCAAUUCCUGAACCUGCUUUGGGUCACUCCACUCAUGCUUUGUGGCAUCGCAACGCGUAUGAUAGUAUCGUUUCUUCCUGGCUCCUUAAUUCUUUAUCCAAAGAAAUGCAAGUCAGUAUCUUACAUUGUUCUUCUGUCAAAACAAUCUGGGAUGAUCUUCAAGAACGUUUCGAGCAACGAAAUGGUCCUUUAAUUUUUCAACUUAAGCAUGAAUUGAUCACUCUGCAACAAGGUUCCAUGUUUGUUUCCUCUUUCUACUCUAAGCUUCGUUCUCUGUGGGAGUCAUUAUCAUAA
Molecule: messenger RNA, 456 nt
Organism: Glycine soja
Lineage: Eukaryota; Viridiplantae; Streptophyta; Magnoliopsida; Fabales; Fabaceae
Exons: 1
Coding region: 1-456 (151 amino acids)
Source: RefSeq, a predicted model, not a curated record